Episyrphus balteatus (marmalade hoverfly) is the source of this 1000-nucleotide messenger RNA. RefSeq names its product BLOC-1-related complex subunit 6 (gene BORCS6). The coding region runs from base 118 to 942 and encodes 274 amino acids. Gene Ontology annotation, cellular component: BORC complex. Gene Ontology annotation, biological process: lysosome localization. The transcript is spliced from 6 exons. NCBI's taxonomy places the organism in Eukaryota, Metazoa, Arthropoda, Insecta, Diptera, Syrphidae. The record is from RefSeq and is a predicted model, not a curated record.
UCUGGCUGAAAAACCCAAUUAUAUUGAUUAUUUUAUUUUGGUAAGGUGUAAACAAUCGCCAAAUAAAAAUUUAAAAAAAAAACUUCUUUUCAAAUGUUUUAAAUUAAAACUCAAACAAUGAAUGAAUAUCAAUCGAAUAAAAUUCAUAAUAAUCAUCAAUUAAAUACCAAAGAAGAUCAUCAUCAUCAAAUGGCUGCUUCUUAUACUGAAAUUGCAUUUCAAUCAUCAAGUCGAAAUAACCAAGAAGAAGAAGAAGAAGAAGAAGCCAAUGAUGACCAUGACGACGACGGUGACAAUGAGAAUGAUGAUAAAUCCAACAAAGAUAAUUUAAUUGAACGUUUCAAUCAAAUGAAUAAUGAUGAAUACAAUAGCAAUCAUGUUAAUGAUAUAAAACCACAAAAGAGACCGGUAACGUUACUAUGUGAAAAAUCUUUUCCAUACGAUUUGGAAGGAACGGUUCGUAGAGAAGGUGAUAUGACACAUUUUGUUGCUGAAAAUCUUGAAUAUAAAAUCAAAUUAUCAAGUCCAAUUGCUAAACGAGACAUGAGUCAACCAAACUUUUCCUCAAAAAAUAGCACACCAUCCACCUCAGCUGGAAUUAUACAAAAGCAUUUUCUUCAAUCGCAGCUAGCUCAAAUCGAUUCCAAUGUUUUGACUGACAUCGAAAUCGAUGCUCAAUACUUAGCAGCUUCCGUUGAUAAUCUCACAGAAAAUCUUUAUAAUUUACUACAUUCAGUUUCAUCAAUUACAGCGGAUAAUGUUGAAAUUCAUAAAAAUUCUGUUAAUAAACUAACCGAUAGCAUGGAUUCUAAUAUCAAAUGUAUGUACACAAUAAUGGCAAAAACGGAGGAAAUAUCCAAGUCAAUGAAACCAACCGAACAACUAGCAUUGCGAAUUCGUGAAAUCAAGAGGCUAGUGGACAUGUUGGAAAAUAGUUUGUAAAAGGCUAAAAAGCCUCGCUUUAAAUGUUUUUUUCUUUAUGUUUUUAAAUUUUUACAGA